Messenger RNA from Ostreococcus tauri, 4203 nucleotides. RefSeq names its product ABC transporter, conserved site. Lineage: Eukaryota; Viridiplantae; Chlorophyta; Mamiellophyceae; Mamiellales; Bathycoccaceae. The transcript has a single exon. Gene Ontology annotation, cellular component: membrane. The record is from RefSeq and is a predicted model, not a curated record. Bases 1 to 4203 code for a protein of 1400 amino acids. Gene Ontology annotation, molecular function: ABC-type transporter activity; ATP binding; ATP hydrolysis activity.
AUGGCGUCCGACGCCACCGCGCGCGACGGGGCGCUGGCGUCGUUCGUCGACCAUCUCGACCGGGACGCGCGCGCGCGAGGCGUCCCGCCCAAGGUGGAGGUUCGCCUGAAUGACUUUGCGUGCACGCUCGAGCUGGACGCGAAGAAAGCGAGCAGGGAGAUACGAACGGUGCCAAAGGUGUUCGCGGACGCGAUCGUGUCGCCGAUGCGAGCGCUCGCGAGCGCGGUGAGGGGGAGCGAGGACGGAGCCAAGGCGAAGACCAAGCUGGAGGUUUUGCGCGGGUGCGGAGGAACGUUUCAACCGGGAUCGCUCACGCUCGUGCUCGCGCCGCCGGGACACGGGAAGACGACGUUACUCAAAUCAAUCGCGGGCGUGAACCCGAUCGCGAGCACGGGUUCGAUAACGUACAGCGGGCUGACGAAGGAUGAGCUCGAGGCGAGCGGGACGUCGUUGCAGCGUCUGUGUGAGUACGUCACGCAAUUAGAUGAACACUUGCCGUAUCUCACCGUCGACGAAACAGUGCGAUUUUCGCAUGAAAAUGCGUGCGUGGUUCCGAACGGAGAAGGGAAGAAAUCGCACGACGAAAAAGUGGAUAAAGUCAUCGAGCUGCUCAGCCUGGAGUCGUGCCGCGAUACCAUCAUCGGCAAUGAUCUCAUUCGCGGCGUGUCUGGCGGUGAAAAGAGGCGCGUGACUAUCGCAGAAGCUUUAGUCAAGAACGCACAGGUGCUGUGCAUGGAUGAAAUCUCCACCGGCCUCGAUGCCGCGGUGACGUACAACAUCAUCGCCGGUUUGAAGCAGUGGGCAACUAGGACUCAAGGCACGUGCAUCGUUGCGCUUCUCCAGCCAACGCCAGAGGUGGUCUCCCUGUUCGAUGAGGUGCUUCUCCUAAAAGAAGGUGCGCCCGUGUACCAUGGACCAAUAGACCAAGUGAAGAGCUACUUCAGUGGUUUGGGAUUCACACCGCCGAGCGAGAAGGGCGCCGACUUGGCCGACUGGUUGAUCUCGCUUCUCGUUUCUCCACGAGAGGUACUCAAAAAUGUGGGAACAAAGAUCACACCAGAAAUUCCCACUACCGUCGAUGCGAUGGUCACUUCGUGGAGGCAAAGCCCAGCGUAUGACGUGAAAAUGAAGUCGACGUGCACACCGACGGACAUCGAACUGAAGUCGCCCUUCGCCAAGAGCCAGUACUCACUCAGCUAUCCUCGUUCUUUCGCCGACCACUUUAAAUCGGUUUUCGUGCGUCAGUACAAGGUCACACGAAGAAACACGCUGUUCUUGAACGCAAGGAUCUUCGGAGCGUGCGUGACAUCCCUCAUUCUGGGCUCUGUCUGGUUUGAUUUGCCUCUAGAGCGAGGAUUCGAAAAACUCGGCAUGCUCCUUUUCUGUGUCUUGCACAUUUCCUUCUCCAAUUUCUCCGAGCUUACUUUCAGCGUCGAACAAAAGUAUGUUGCUUUCAAGCACCUUGACUCGAAGCUGUUUCCCGAGCUCACAUACCUUGCUUCUUGGGCCAUGGUCCACCUUCCGAUUGCCAUCGUUGAGACGCUCAUCUUCAGCUGCGUCCUGUAUCCUAUGGUUGGAUUAAAUCUAGCUUUCAGGAACUGGGCGUUCUUUUACUUGCAGCUCGUGCUAGUAAACGUUGCGAUGGCGUCUUUCUUCCGCGUCAUCGCUUUGCUUGCACCGAAUAUGGAGAUAGCUCAGACGUAUCCCGGCCCAUUCAUCGCAGUCAUGAUCUUGUUUGCGGGUUUCUUGAUCAGCCCGGACAAAAUGGGGGGAUUGAAGUUCAUGUACUGGAUCUCGAUCUUUGCUUACUGCCUUCGAUCACUCUGUCAAAAUGAAUUCUUAUCGAGUUCUUACGAUACGCUCGUUCCAGUGGACACUGUCGCCGCCGCAUCAUUCAUUACAAGCAACCCGUCCUAUGAGUCGACUUCCAUGAAUGAUUUGUGUACUCAAGGGCUGAGCGGUUUCCCGGCGUGCGGCAACAUGGGCGAAAUUAUUCUCGAUACGAUUGGGAUCACCUCUGAUACUUCAUAUAAGUGGGCUGGCCCCGGCUUCUGCGUCGGAUUUUUUGGACUGACUUUCCUCAUCGGGUUGCGCACGUUGUACACCGUGCGUAUUCAACGCAACAUAGGCUCGAGUAGGAUCGAAGAAAAGGCCGAAAAUGAGGACGCGGUUAUUCACAUGGGUAUAGAUGUUACUGCCGCUCAAAAGGCGAUGGAGUUCACUCCCAUGGCAAUCUCGUGGAAGAAUCUUUGCUACACUGUUCAAGUUGCUGCGGCGACUCCUCAGUCUGGUGAUAAGAGCGAAGAUAAACCCGACGGAGAUAAGAAAUAUAACAAACGGGAGAAGACCGUAUCGAAGCAGCUUUUACACAACAUCACAUCUGCGGCACAGCCGGGUCGCAUGCUAGCUCUCAUGGGGAGCUCAGGCGCGGGUAAGACAACACUUCUUGACGUCAUCGCCGGUCGCAAGAAUACUGGCGUGACAACUGGAGAGGUCAAGUUGAACGGUCAUGAAGUGCAGAAGGAGACGUUCGCUCGGCUGACCGCCUAUUGCGAACAACGGGACAUGCAUAAUGAAUUCACAACAGUCAGAGAGGCGCUCGACUUCAGCGCAAAGCUCCGUUUGGAUCCUUCCAUCAGCGAUGAAACUCGAUCUGCCUUCGUCGAUGAGGCGCUCCAAAUUCUGGAACUUGACUCCAUCGCGGAUAGAAUGAUUGGAACUGCUGGUAGCGACACCGGAUUGGCUCCAGGUCAGAGAAAAGUGCUCACCGUGGCGGUAGAGCUCGUUUCCAACGCGCCUGUGUUCUUCUUGGACGAGCCGACGUCUGGGUUGGACGCUCGCAGCGCUCUCAUCGUCAUGAAGGAGGUCAAGAAAGUCGCCGCGCUCGGACGAACUGUGAUUAGCACAAUCCACCAGCCGUCGACGGAAAUCUUCAUGAUGUUCGAUGACAUGCUUCUUCUUCAGCGCGGCGGCUAUCAAGUGUACUUCGGUGAACUUGGUCAGGAAGGCUCAUCAAUGGUAAACUACUUGCAGUCACUCAACAUGUCGAUCCCUCUUCCAGCGGGAAUGAACCCGGCGAGCUGGAUGCUCGACGUCCUCGGCGGCAGUGACUCGAGCGGUACCGCGAAUAAAUCGGACAAGCAGGCUAUUAUCAACGGGAAAGGUAACAUGAGACGCUCGAGCAGUGGCAUUGCAUUGGAUGGGAUGAUGCUCGACAAAAAGUUCCUCGAGAGCAGUGAGGGUAAGAAAGCCAUGACGCUCGUGAAUGAGAUUAGCGAGCGGGGCGCGAAUGAUCCGAUGUUCAGCUUUAGUUCUCCUUACGCCAGAUCGUUCAAAACGCAGUUGAGUGCGAUUCUUGUCCGAACAAACAACGCACAGUUGCGUGAUAUAGGUUACAACUGUGGCCGCAUUGGUAUUCUGACAGUUCUGUACAUCCUCUUCGGCGUCAUCUAUCUCGAUCUGGAUACCUCAGACGAGGCUGGUGUGCAGUCCAUGGUGGCUUGUGUGUUCAUGACGACCAUCUUCACUGGUAUCAUUUGUAUGAACAGCGUCAUGCCAGUGCGAGUACGAGAGCGCGCUGUGGCAUUUCGCGAGCGAAGCUCGUUCAUGUACGACGCCGUUCCCUUUUCCUUGGCGCAAGCUCUUAUCGAGGUCCCAUGGCUCAUCGUAGUGAGUCUUUGUACGGUUAUCCCGAUGUACUUUCUCGUCGGUAUGAUUCCAACUGCUGAGAGACUGUUCUUCCACAUUCUCAUAAACUUCAUGGUGUCGUUCACCUUCUUGAGUUUCGGGCAGGCUGUGGCGUGUCUUUGCUCGACCAUCGAGACUGCUCAAGCUGGUACCUCUGCCUUCAUACCGAUAUGUUUUCUUUUUGGUGGCUUGUAUUUACCGCUUCCUCAGAUCCCUGUGUACUGGCAGUGGGCUUAUUACAUCAAUCCCGUGUCGUACUCCAUACAAGCCGUCGUCGCUCCGCAGUUUGAGCGACGCGGUUGCACGGGUCCGUAUCCCGGUGGUAACUGCCCGACGAUUCAAGCCUUCCGAGGGACGUACUUUGAGAAGAUUGAUACGUUAUCAUACGUCGAACAAAAAUACGACAUCAAGUUCUCUGAGCGCUGGAUUGCUUGCGGCUACCUUGGCAUCUUCAUGUUCGGCAUGCAGUUCUUGCACUCGUUCUUCUUCAAAACGUCCAACGUCGUCAAGCGCUGA